Dentiscutata erythropus is the source of this 798-nucleotide messenger RNA. NCBI's taxonomy places the organism in Eukaryota, Fungi, Glomeromycota, Glomeromycetes, Diversisporales, Gigasporaceae. The record is from the annotation of a GenBank genome assembly.
GCUAUUAGCUGAUCCAACACUGGACCCAUUGGGACACAGAAUUUUCAUUCGUAAGGAUCCUAAACCUGAUCGAACAAAAGCAAUGGAAUGGGAAAAGAAGCGCAUGCAGAAACAAAUUCACAUCCAAAACGCGGGAACUGUAAUUCAUGAAAUAAAUGGUGGAACAUUUGAAAACAUAAACGGUGAGAUAAAACCUAUAUCAAAAGAAAAGGAUGAUGAUUUCAUGUCUGUCGGUAUACCAAAGCGAUCUCUUACGAAAAAGAAUAAUGAGUCAGCCAAAACCACAAAAGACAAGUCAUCCUCAUCACACGGCACAAGCGAAGUUAAUAGUUCUGGCUAUGGUAGACCAUAUACUCCGCCUCAUCAAAUACAUUCUGCACCAAGGAGUCAAGUCUUGAUCUCACCACACAAACCAACUCUUUAUGUGCAUACUGCGAAAUAUUUGGCAAAACAUUUUUCAAUAAGUAUUAAUCAAGGUUGUGUUAUUACGAAAACAAAUCAAGUUGUAACAAUUCCAUCGGAAAUUCGCCAUUGGCUCAUUGACUCAUUUUCAGUAAUUCAAGCAACCUGUAUAAAAGAUGUCAAAUCUGUAUUUACAGAAUUCGAUUUUACUUUAAACAAAGUUAAUGGAAUUGGUUUCAAAACCGGAAGCAACAAAGAAUUAGUAUUUAUUGAGGUUUCUGGUGGACCAGAAAAUCCUGUAGAAAAACAUGUUAAAGAAGACACGGAAAAGUUGAUUAAAGAGGCAAUGUUUGGCUUAAUUUCCCUUCUUCGUGAUUACUUAGAUAAAAACGCCGA